UUUAUAGUCUGGUAAACGCUCUUCUAGUUUUCUUCUUCCUUUCCGGUCCUCUCUUCCCCAGUUCCCCUUCCGCUUCCCCACUUCUAUUUCCCUUCAAUCCUUUCAUUUUCUCUCCUCAAAGAUCAGAUUUUCCCCCCUUUUCGUUUCUGGGUUCGGUUUAUUCUUUGAUUAUACAAAGCCGGCGACUUUUUUUUCUUCUUACAUAUCUUUUUUAUAUAGUCAAGUUGUGACGGCGGCUGUGGCGGUGGCGGGGACGAGGCAGAAAAGUAGGAGAAAGCUGGAGUUCGAUAUUUAUCAACCACCAUCACCACGACCACCACCAUCAUCGUCAGAAGCAGUAGAAGAAGGGAAUUGAUUACGACAUAGAGAACAGAGAAAAGAAAUAUGAGUAAACAAUCAGCUACAGCUUCUUCGAGAGGAGCCCCGUCUUUCUUCGAUAGAAUCACGUGUGGGACGUGUAUGAGAUCGUCAGGCAAGCAAGAUACUGGGAAAGGGAAGAGCAAAUCGUCGAAGUCAAGACGGGUUUCACACGGUUUCCACUUGGUCAAAGGCAAAUCAGGGCACGAUAUGGAGGAUUAUCACGUCGCUGAGUAUCGCAAAUCAAGGAAUCAUGAGCUUGGUUUGUUCGCAAUCUUUGAUGGGCAUCUUGGCGAUAGCGUCCCCAAUUAUCUCAAGGACAAUCUGUUUGACAAUAUCCUCAACGAGCCCAAUUUCUGGAAAGAUCCUGCUGUGGCGAUCAGGAAUGCUUACUGCUCCACUGAUAAUUCCAUCCUGGAGAAUUCGUUGCAAUUAGGCCCUGGUGGCUCAACUGCAGUGACUGCCAUUGUUAUCGAUGGUAAAGACUUGUGGAUUGCCAACGUUGGAGAUUCUAGAGCUGUUGUUUGUGAGUUGGGUGCUGCAAAUCAACUUACAGUCGACCAUGAGCCUCAUGUUGAGCGAAAGAGGAUUGAAAAUAAAGGCGGCUUCGUCACAACGCUUCCUGGUAAGGUCUUUGAGUUUGAUAAGUUUGUAGGAGAUGUACCAAGAGUAAAUGGCCAACUAGCAGUUGCUCGAGCUUUUGGUGAUCAAAGCCUUAAAGCACAUUUAAGUUCAGAACCUGAUAUGAGACAUGUGCCCAUAGACGCCACGAUGGACUUUGUUAUAUUAGCAAGUGAUGGUUUGUGGAAGGUCAUGAAGAACCAAGAGGCAAUAGAUUUGGUGAAAACGAUAAAAGACCCUCAGGCGGCAGCCAAGCGCUUGACGACAGAGGCAUUGGCUAGAAACAGCAAAGACGAUAUAUCAUGCAUUGUGAUCCGCUUCGGAUGAUUCUUUGUCGACUUCACACAACGCUCGAUCCGAAGAGAGAACCACAAUGACUUUGUGGGCGCGGGUUUGAAAUGUUUGGAAGGUCUGUUUUUAAUGAAGUAGACUAGUAGUAGCCUGUAGUAUUCUUCUUAUUCUUGUGAAGUUGGAGCUAGGUUGGGAUUUAUAUGUUUUUUUUUUCCUUCUCUUUUAUGUCCUUAAUGGUGUCUUCUCUUUGGUUUAUUUUCGAGUCAAGUUUGGACUGGGAGACAUCUUGGUGUUCUUAUCCACUUUAGCCUACCUAAUUAUUGAGGUGGGGCUGGUUGUGUUGCUGUGUAUAGAUAGAUGAUUGUUUUGGUGGGGGCAGAAGGUAAAGGGUAUAUGGCAUUUUGUUAAUCAAGCAAAGAAGGGAAAGAUAUGGGGGCUUGUUAGAUUUUAGGAUUCUCUCUUUUGUGUAUAGGUUUGUGGACAUGAAUAAAGACUCUCCUUUUAAGUUAUAUACAUUUCUUCUAGGUUUUUCACUACUGUAGUUCCCUGAGAUUUCACCUCCAUUCCCAGGUUGCAGUAUCUGUAUCGGCACUGCCUGCCGGGCGGUCCAUAGUUUGUGUUAGCGAGAAAGAUCAUUCUUCAAGGUGGUUUCGGAGUAGGUCCUGCUAAGAAAGUGCGUAUUAUUUGGUGUUGGAUUCUUGGGUUCAUGGAUCUCUUUGUGAUAGAUACAUAACGUUCAAAGAAAAGAUUAUAGUCUACAAUAUCGGCCUCAAUUUGAGGCAAGUCAAGGGUUUGUGACAGAAUCAGAUGUGUAGUGCUUUGUGCAGCGCUGUGGCCGCAAAUCUGCGUUCAAAUAUAACUGUUUGCAUUGAACAUCAGAAAACAAGUGGCCGGUGGCCUAUCGCUGUCAGACCAGAAUACGUUUGGAGCUGCUUGAUGAAUUGGUUGGAUUUUGACCUGGUUUUUGCAACGGCUGUAUAGAUUUAGGGGUGGGUGAACCUGGGAAACGGGCGACUUGGGCUGUCGAUGAACCAAAUCAAGUGGUCUUUUUAACUAAAAUACUGCAUUUUGACAUUACAUAGAAUUCUCACAUUCCCACCAUCAAAUGCAUAAAUAUGCUUCAAAUCCUUGUAAGUUACAUUUUUGUGGAGAAGUUACUCAUCCAGGAUUGAGAGGAGCAACAAUGAUAUUGAGAAUAUGGUGAAACAAUUUGACGUAGCAGUAAAGAGACAUGGUCUUCUGCAUAUCUAAAUUACACAGAAGAAGGAAACUAAAUACACUGGGUCUACCAAAACAGAGACUUGCACCCCCCAGGAUUGGAACAGCCUGUAUUUGCCAAGUUCAACUCAAUCUUGAUCAAAACAUAAAAACAACAAUAUCUUCUUGUCAUUUCAUUAGGUCGGAGAUCACACACCGUCCUUCAGAUAAUCUGCCAUACACGAGAAUCUACAACUUGGUUAUUCACGAAAUUACAGGAAACCGAAGAAGGAUACGAGUAAGAGUACAAGCAAGCUGCUGGCAUGUUCGGGUACAAUCAGACUUUCUUCUUGCUUUUAGCACUAGGCUGAACCUUCCCAUAUGCUAAGAGCCUACCAUGAGACAACUUGAGAUGUGCUUGGUUCUGCCUUCUCUUCGCUUUCCUGGAUAGGCCAGCUGAAGUUGAUCCUUCACUGUUAUUACUAUCGACCUUUGGGUUAUGAUUCUUCUUGCUAACCUUUCGGAUGUUGAGGUUAUUCUUCAACUCCUUAACCUUCAUCUUAUACUGGUUCUUCUGAUUGCUGGGAACCUUCCACUCGCUCUCUCUGUAAGGGGCAAGCUUUUUCACAGACACAUACUGGUUCAAAUCUUGGUCCUCUAACAACAAUAUAUCCUCCGUCUUCAGUCCAUAUUUGUUAGGAUUCACUUUAGCAUACUUAAACCUCGUCUUUAGGUCUCCAAUUGUCCCCUCGUAAUCCAAUUUAUAGUACUCGUCCAGCAAUUCCUGCUUGGUUUUCUGAAGCAAGGACAGCUUGCGUUUUUGCUUCUUCCUUUUACCUCCAUCCUCCCUUUCAUCCUUUUUACCUUCCUCUUUCCCUUCUUCCUGUUCAUCAUCAUCAACAUCAUCAUCAUCA
Linum tenue is the source of this 3380-nucleotide messenger RNA. The record is from the annotation of a GenBank genome assembly. NCBI's taxonomy places the organism in Eukaryota, Viridiplantae, Streptophyta, Magnoliopsida, Malpighiales, Linaceae.